GUUGUUAUACAAACGCCACCAUUGUUGUUUACCGUUUAUUGGGUGCCAAUUCCUCAAUUCCUCCAUACAUUUUUUACUCUGGAUAAUUAGCUUUUUAGAAUUGUUAGAAGUAAAUCAUGUCUUUUGAUACAAUUCCCAAAGAUUUGCGCGGUCUGCGAGCUUGCUUGGUGUGCUCUUUAAUAAAGACUUUUGACCAAUUUGAAUAUGAUGGAUGCGACAAUUGCGAUGAAUUUUUACGUAUGAAAAACAAUAGAGACAACGUCUACGAUCACACCAGUAAUAAUUUUGAUGGGCUAAUUGCUCUUAUGAGCCCCGAAGAUUCUUGGGUAGCCAAGUGGCAAAGGAUAGGUCGUUUUACCAGAGGCAUAUAUGCUAUAUCGGUUUCGGGUACACUGCCUCAAGCAACUUUAAGAGAAAUGAAGAGCCGAGGCAUUCCAUACAGGCCACGAGAUACUAGCCAACGUUAAUUUUAGCUUAAAAAAUUGGGGGCAACCACAAUGGACGAAUCCACAACUUUAAAUUCGACUAACCUAUGUCGUCUUAUCCUAAACUCCAAAUGAUUUAUAUAAUGGAUUUCGACUACAACAUACUAUAUGUUAUUUAAAAAGAGAAUUGUAAAAAACUUUAUUCAAUUUCAAAAGAUUUAUAAACAAAAUAUUCCCAUAGUUUAUAAUAAAACAAUAUAAUAUACAUAUUUUAUAAA
This is a messenger RNA of Stomoxys calcitrans (stable fly), 703 nucleotides long. RefSeq names its product transcription elongation factor SPT4 (gene spt4). The record is from RefSeq and is a predicted model, not a curated record. Gene Ontology annotation, molecular function: RNA polymerase II complex binding; zinc ion binding. Gene Ontology annotation, biological process: chromatin organization; mRNA processing; regulation of transcription elongation by RNA polymerase II. The transcript has 4 exons. Lineage: Eukaryota; Metazoa; Arthropoda; Insecta; Diptera; Muscidae. Bases 117 to 467 code for a protein of 116 amino acids. Gene Ontology annotation, cellular component: nucleus; DSIF complex.